Messenger RNA from Mytilinidion resinicola, 534 nucleotides. RefSeq lists its product as uncharacterized. The coding region runs from base 1 to 534 and encodes 177 amino acids. The record is from RefSeq and is a predicted model, not a curated record. NCBI's taxonomy places the organism in Eukaryota, Fungi, Ascomycota, Dothideomycetes, Mytilinidiales, Mytilinidiaceae. The transcript is spliced from 2 exons.
AUGAGUACACCAUCAAGCACCACGACAUCAUCGUCAGGAACUUUGCGCGCAUCAUCCUCCCUAGUAAUUUCAGAGAUCAGCGAGUGCUCAGCGACGAGUAGGAUCGUGAGACCACCAGUGAACUAUAUGUACAUGCACAUCCAUUACCACAUCGAAUCUACCGUGAUGGCGCUGGGACACAAUCACAGUAAGAUCUUUACCGUGACUGCACACGACCCUGUCACCGACGGCCAACUUCCGAAUCGAAAGUACACUGCCGCAGUCAUUGAACAGAUCGGAAAGAAGAAGACUGACCCAAGCGGCACGGGGGUGAACGUCCUCUACGAACCUUAUUACGGGAAGUCAAGAGAAGAGGCGCUUUGGGUGUUGUUGGAAGAGAUGGAAGAGAAGGUAUGGGAUGUGCUGCACCCAGAGAGGAGGACGUGGGAUACGAAGAUCGGUGAUGGAGACGUGGAUGCAGGGGAGAUGGACACCCAGAGCGUGGAUGAUCCUGAGAUGAGGGAAGGAGAAGGCGAAGACUGGAAUCGAUCUUGA